This is a messenger RNA of Gossypium raimondii (Peruvian cotton), 1584 nucleotides long. RefSeq lists its product as uncharacterized. Lineage: Eukaryota; Viridiplantae; Streptophyta; Magnoliopsida; Malvales; Malvaceae. Gene Ontology annotation, molecular function: phosphatidylinositol transfer activity. The transcript is spliced from 7 exons. The record is from RefSeq and is a predicted model, not a curated record. The coding region runs from base 195 to 1103 and encodes 302 amino acids.
UUAUUAUUAUUUAUUCUUAUUUCUUUUUCACUUUUUUUCUCCUUCAAACGUUUCGUUUGUUUCCAUGCAGGAAUGAUAAUUUGUGAUGCCAAAUUCAUUGAUCAAAUAAGCCAGGCUUGCUAAGGAACAAGCUUCCGGAGGUUAUAGGUUCUAUUCUGCCAUUUUGACAAGCUGAGCUUUGUAAACUUCUGAAAAUGUCAUCUAUACAAUUGAAACGAGGUGCCAGCGAUAAGUCUUUGUCCCCUGUCGACCAACAAGCAAAGAUUGAUGAUGUUAGGAAACUAAUUGGCCCAGUAGUUGACAAACUACCAGUCCUUUGUUCAGAUGCAUCUAUUUUAAGAUUCCUCAGAGCAAGGAACUGGAAUACAAAGAAGGCGAGCAAAAUGUUAAAAGAAACAUUGAAGUGGAGACUUCAAUACAAGCCAGAGGCAAUCCGAUGGGAAGAUAUUGCUCAAGAAGCUGAGACGGGAAAAGUUUACAGAGCUAAUUACUGUGACAAACUUGGGAGGCCUGUUCUUGUCAUGAGACCUGGUCUCCAGAAUACAAACUCACCAGUGGGGCAGAUCAAAUACUUGGUUUAUUGCAUAGAAAAUGCUAUAAUGAAUCUGGUCCAAGAUCAAGAGCAGAUGGUUUGGCUUGUUGAUUUCCAAGGGUGGGCAAUGACAAGUAUAUCUGUUAAGGUGACUCGGGAAACUGCUCGUAUCUUGCAAGACCACUAUCCAGAGAGACUGGGCAUAGGAAUUCUCUAUAAUCCCCCAAAAAUAUUUGAAUCUUUUUGGACGAUAGUGAAGCCAUUCCUUGAGACUAAGACAUACAAGAAAAUGAAAUUUGUCUAUUCUGAUGAUCCAAAGAGCCUGAAAGUAAUUGAAGAAAUUUUCGAUUUGGAUAAGCUGGAUGUUGCAUUUGGUGGGAGAAACCCAGCUGGAUUCAAUUUAGAAGUGUAUGCACGACAGAUGAAGGACGACGACAGCAAAAGGACGAAUUUCCAUGGCUCUGGUUGUUCAUCACCAUUUUAUCAAUCAUCAAGUUUGUCUGAAUCACAACAACACGAGUCAACGGAUUUAGACCGCGAUUCCAAUGCUUCGGAUGAAGGCAGAUUAUAAUCUGUUGAGGAACCAACGGCUCCCAAAUCCGAAACGCAUUGAUGAGAACACGACACAAGGGGUGUCACCCAACUGCAAAGAUAUUCAGGUAGGUGAAGCAGCAGUUGCAAAAGAAGUACAAUAAGCAAGUUGACAGAAAGACUCAAUCCGGUUUCAAGUUUUUUUCCGGUACAUUUAAAUCUGGCUUCAAGUUAAAUUUCAUUAUUCUCUAACAUUUUGAGAAAUCAAACUUCAUAUUUAGAUAUUGACCUGGAUUCAGUCUUUCAAUGCAACCAUCUGAUUAACCACAUUAGAUUAGCUUGAGCUUUCAGCUUGAACUUUGACAUGAACUUUCACAGUUAUUUAUACACAAAUCAACUGUGAAGAACAAUAAACUUCUUCAUACCAAUAUUAAAUGUUUUUUUCCCGAUGUACAGAUUAUUUUAUUUUGUUGUGACUAUACCUUAUUCAACAGCAUUAUGACAAGCCAAACUUUAUGUUA